ACGACGGCGGUUGCUGCGGAAGUCGACCCCAACGAAGGCGGAUCCUCCUCAACAUCCCAGGCUCCUCCUCCUUCAGGUUCAGGAAUUAUCUUGCAGGUUCAGGAAUUAUCUUUGUAGGCUCUCCAGACACAACAAUAAUCUUCAGACUCACACCACUAGUUGAACAGCAGCAGUAGCAAUACGGGCGGGGCAGACUCACCAGCACCAGUACGAGUAGAGUCGGGGCAAGAGAAAGGGAAGAAGCAUCAUCAGAGGUCCACGUCGGCGUUGUCCACCAGCAGUGGCAACAUCAGAGGCGGGAGUGGCCGGAAUUGUCCAUGGCGCCGGCGGCCGAAGCGGACGAAGUCAGAGGCGCAGGUUUGUGGCCGUGGGCGGCGAAGGUGGUUGCGCAGGUGGGCGACCGUGUGAAGCAAGAUUCAAUGGGGCCGGCGGCGCAGCUCGAGGCGGGCGCCAGCGCAGGUUGCCUUCCGGCGGGCGCCGCAGGUGGGAAGCCUCGGCGGAGGUCCAGGCGGGCGGCGGUGCUGGUGUUGGUCGCGGCGCAGGUCCAGGCGGGCGGCGACGCAGGUGGGAAGCCAACGAUGACUGCGAGGCGCGGGCGACGGGGGAGCACGAAGGAAGAAGAUGGUGUUAUUCGUGACGGGUUUAAAACUCUGAGGGUUUUUUUGCAAAAAUAUAAAUACACUGUGCCGUGGACAACUUUUUCCGGACGGAGGGAAUAUUUUACAAGUUUGUGCACCAAACUGACCAUCACGUGCAAGUUCUAAGACUCCUAGUGAAUUUACCUCUAUUAAAAAAUAUUAACAUCUAUAACAUCUAAUAAAU
Molecule: messenger RNA, 822 nt
Organism: Triticum urartu
Lineage: Eukaryota; Viridiplantae; Streptophyta; Magnoliopsida; Poales; Poaceae
Source: RefSeq, a predicted model, not a curated record